AUGGCCACACUGCCCAAGCGUUUUGGAACUUAUGGUGGGCAAUAUGUACCAGAGAGCUUUAUAUCGUUCUUGUCAGUACUCGAAACCGCCUUCAUCAGAGAAACCAACGAUCAGAGCUUUUGGGACGAGUACCGAAACCAUUACGACUACAUUGGACGGCCAGGUCGUCUCCAUUUGGCCGAGCGGUUGACGGCGUAUGCCGGCGGCGCACAAAUCUGGCUUGCUCGAGAGGACCUAAAUCACACUGGAUCUCACAAAAUCAUCAACGCCUUAGGCCAAAUUCUCCUGGCUAGGCGGAUGGGAAAACAGAAAAUCGUCACAGAGACGGGAUCGGGUCAACAUGGGGUUGCUGCAGCAUCCUUGUGUGCGAAGUUUGGCCUGGAAUGCGUGGUCUAUGUUGGAUCGGUGGACGAAUCACGGCAAUCGACAAAUAUGUGGAAAAUGACAAUGUUAGGUGCUACGAUCAUCACAGUCAAGACAGGAAGCCAGACACUGCGGGACGCGAUGAACGAGGCGUUGCGUGCUUGUGCUGCGGACGACGACAAAACGUUCUAUCUGGCCGGCACACCGAUAGGACCUUAUCCAAUUCCUCUUGUUGUGCGGACCUUCCAGUCAGUCAUCGGAGCGGAAACAAAAUUACACGCCCUGAAGAAGAUAGGACAGCUUCCAGAUGCGGUUGUCACUCAAGCUGUGGGUAUUGAGGCGGGUGGGGAUGGCGUACAGACCUCUUCACACAGUGCUGCUAUAUCAAAAGGGAGCAGGGGUGUCUUCCAGGGUACCAUGACGUAUGUGUUGCAAGACGACCACGGUCAGAUCAGACACAGCCAUUCUAUUGCUGCCGGUCUGGAUCACCCUGCCGUAGGGCCUGAACUGAGUUCUUGGAAGGAUUCCGGGCGCGUUGACUUCAUUACAGCAACGGAUGAAGAGGCAAUGAAUGCCUUCCGGUUAACGGCUCAACUUGAGGGGAUCAUCCCGGCAUUGGAGUCCGCCCACGCCAUUCACGGUGCCGUGGAAUUGGCCAGGUCAAUGUUACGCAGUGACAACAUAAUUGUUUGCGUCAGUGGAAAUGGCGACAAGGACAUUCAUACAGUUGGCGGUUGGCCUAUCUAG
Molecule: messenger RNA, 1110 nt
Organism: Colletotrichum destructivum
Lineage: Eukaryota; Fungi; Ascomycota; Sordariomycetes; Glomerellales; Glomerellaceae
Product: Putative tryptophan synthase beta chain-like, PALP domain, tryptophan synthase beta chain/beta chain
Exons: 3
Coding region: 1-1110 (369 amino acids)
Biological process (GO): L-tryptophan biosynthetic process
Cellular component (GO): cytoplasm
Molecular function (GO): tryptophan synthase activity
Source: RefSeq, a predicted model, not a curated record